Messenger RNA from Ahaetulla prasina, 5756 nucleotides. It is a transcript of the gene HCN3, whose product is annotated as hyperpolarization activated cyclic nucleotide gated potassium channel 3. Gene Ontology annotation, biological process: potassium ion transport; transmembrane transport. Lineage: Eukaryota; Metazoa; Chordata; Lepidosauria; Squamata; Colubridae. Gene Ontology annotation, cellular component: membrane. Bases 401 to 3295 code for a protein of 964 amino acids. The record is from RefSeq and is a predicted model, not a curated record. The transcript is spliced from 8 exons. Gene Ontology annotation, molecular function: voltage-gated potassium channel activity.
UCCAGGCUCCGUCCCGCUCCUGUCCCUCCCCACUCAGGUCCCAAAGGCCGGGGAGAGGGAGGGAGGGGGAGGGCGGGCGGCUGACCCACUAGGCGGCGCCUGUCUGCCUGCCUGCCCGUGGCGCGUGUGCGUGGGCAAGAGGAGCUCGGGCUGCGGCUGCUCUUGCCAGGCUCUAGUCGGAGGGGCUGAGCCAGGGGAGGGGGUGGGGUGGGUGGGGUGGGCUUGUCCGGGGUGGGGUGGGGGGAUGAGCCCCUGCCCGUCCGGUGCCCGCCUCGCCCGCCACCGCCGCGCCCUUCGUGGCUUCCCCCGGGCAUCCACGCGUGGCGGCGGGUGGGAUGCCCUCGCGAUGCCAGGGGAGCCUGGACCGGGCAAGGGCGUUUGAAGGGCCCUCUUGAGCGCCAUGGACGCCUCUCCAUCCUCCGCCGCCGAGACCCCGGAGGCUCCGGCGGCCCCACGUUCUUCCCAGGGUCCGGAGACCCCCGGCUGCAAGGCUCCCCUUCCUCCUUUGCUGGAUGGCGAAGCCGGGGGUCGCCCGCCCAGCGACGGCUCCUCGCAGCCGCCCAGUCGCAAAGGCUCCUCGGCGGCGGCCAAGGGCGAGAUGGCGACGGCCCGCGUGGCCGAGCAGAUCGUGGCCGCCGAUCUGGCCUCCGCCGCCGCCGCCGCCGCUUCGGGCUCCGAAGACCCCGGAGGGACCUUCGUCCAGCGGCAACUGGGCGCCCUGCUCCAACCGGCCGUCAACAAGUUCUCCCUUCGGAUGUUUGGCAGCCACAAGGCGGUGGAGAUGGAGCAGCAGCGGGUGAAGUCGGCCGGGUUUUGGAUCAUCCACCCCUACAGCGACUUCAGGUUUUACUGGGACUUGAUCAUGUUACUGUUGAUGGUUGGCAACUUGAUCAUCCUGCCCGUGGGGAUCACUUUCUUCAAGGACGAGAACACGCCUCCUUGGAUCGUCUUCAACGUCCUCUCGGACACGUUUUUCCUGGCUGACUUGGUGCUGAACUUCCGGACGGGGAUCGUGGUGGAAGACAACACCGAGAUCAUUUUGGAUCCCCAUACCAUUAAGAUGAAGUAUCUCAGGAGUUGGUUUCUGGUGGAUUUCAUCUCUUCCAUCCCGGUCGAUUACAUCUUCCUCAUCGUAGAUCUGGAGACCCAAGUAGAUUCCGAAGUAUAUAAAACAGCCCGGGCAUUGCGUAUCGUCCGUUUCACAAAAAUCCUUAGCUUGCUCCGUCUUCUCCGACUCUCUCGCCUCAUCCGUUACAUUCACCAGUGGGAAGAGAUUUUCCACAUGACCUAUGACCUGGCUAGUGCCGUAGUCCGGAUCUUCAACCUCAUCGGGAUGAUGCUCCUGUUGUGCCACUGGGACGGCUGCUUACAAUUCUUGGUUCCCAUGCUGCAAGACUUCCCCGAAGAUUGUUGGGUUUCCAUCAACCACAUGGUGAAUGACUCUUGGGGAAAGCAAUAUUCCCACGCUUUGUUCAAAGCGAUGAGUCACAUGUUGUGCAUCGGCUAUGGGCAGCAGGCACCCGAGGGCAUGACCGACGUGUGGCUGACGAUGUUGAGCAUGAUUGUGGGAGCCACCUGCUACGCCAUGUUCAUCGGCCACGCCACCGCCCUCAUCCAGUCGCUGGACUCCUCUCGGCGCCAAUACCAGGAGAAGUAUAAGCAAGUGGAACAAUAUAUGUCCUUUCAUAAGUUACCGGGAGACACACGUCAACGGAUCCAUGAAUAUUACGAGCACCGAUACCAGGGCAAAAUGUUUGACGAAGAGAAUAUCCUGGAAGAAUUGAGUGAACCCCUUAAAGAGGAAAUCAUCAAUUUCAACUGCCGGAAUCUGGUGGAUAACAUGCCCCUCUUCGCCAACGCCGAUCCCAACUUUGUGACGGCGAUGCUGACCAAGUUGCGCUUCGAGGUUUUCCAGCCUGGAGACUUCAUCAUCCGAGAGGGAACGGUGGGGAAAAAAAUGUAUUUCAUACAACACGGUGUGGUGAGCAUCCUGACCCGGGGCUCUAAGGAAAUGAAGCUUUCGGACGGAUCUUAUUUUGGAGAGAUCUGCCUUCUGACCCGGGGCCGGCGCACGGCCAGCGUCCGAGCCAACACCUACUGCCGCCUCUACUCCCUUUCCGUGGACAACUUCAACGAGGUCCUGGAGGAAUAUCCAAUGAUGCGGCGAGCCUUUGAAACCGUGGCCAUGGAUAGGUUGGACCGGAUAGGGAAGAAGAACUCCAUCCUGUUGCGGAAGAGGGCGGAGCACAGUUCCAGCACGGUCAACAACGAGAUCAUCCAGCAGAUCGUCAAACACGACCAAGACAUGGCACACAACAUCCAGGACCUCCAGCCCAUGUCUGCCGGUCGCGAACUGAGCAGCAAACCGCUUAUCUGGGAGCCCCUCGUCCACGCACCACUGCAGACUGCCGCCGCCACCACCAGCGUGGCCAUCGCCUUGACCCACCAGCAAAGCCUGGCGACGCACAUCUUCCUUCCCCCUUCGUCCAUCUCCAGCCCUCUCUCCCCCGACUCGGCUGCUCUCCUGCGCCAUCCCCGCUGCUCCCAACCUAGCCUGGGGGGCUCCCGCCCAUCCUCCGUCAGCUCGCCUGCCUCGGGGGCGCAGUCCCACCUGCAGACACCUGCAGCCGGCUCGCCGUGUUCUCCCAUGGUUCAGUGCAUGUUCCCCUUGGAAAGUAUGAUGGGCAAAGGACAAGCCCUUUCGCGGCCCGUUCAGAAGGGGGACCCUAUCCCUGGGAUGAGCCAGCCUCAGCUAUCCAAAACUCGAGGUACGUCGGUCUCCACAUCUCUCUUGCAGCAGGCAGCACACAGCGCGUCCGUCCCGCCAGGACGAACUCUGCACUACAGUCUCUCUCGGGCCACGGGAUCCCAUAUUUCCCUGUUCUUGCAGCCUCAGCAGAUGGUCAAACAUCGGAGCUCGCAGGGCCUUUCGGUGGGACGUCUUACACAGGACAUCCGGCCACUUUCGGCAUCUCAGCCUUCCUUGCCAAACCGGCUCACCCAACCUUCGGACAUGGGGUCUUCCCAGCAGCCGCGAAAAUCAGCCAGGAACAUCACGUACCGUUCCUCCCCGUCAGUUUCCGGUCUGCUAGGGAAACCAAGCACGGGAACUACCGGGCAGCCUGGUUCCUCCCAGCAGGCCCCUUCAGGGUCCAGCCGGUCAGUGAGUGGGGCCACAACCCCCCAGUCACCUGCCUCCGUCCCGCGACACAGCACCUCCUCAUCCCGUAAGGGUUCCGUAGCAUUCAGUCCUGACGUCAACACUGGGAAACCAAAGCUGCCAUCUCACAUGUGAAACCAGGGUCAACACAGGGCUGCCAGUCCCUUCUUGGGCAGGCCUUGGGGGCCUGACAGAAGUCUGCUGGAGAGGGACUAGGAAUUGUUCCUACGCGGAGAUCCUACAAAGAGGACCAGAAAGCCGCCAGACUCAAAGUUGGUUUCUUCGGAGAGCAGAUUCCCUCAGGUGAAGGAAACGCCGACUUGUCCAUCAUCGGAUUUAUAAUGCUGGCUCACAAGUGUGUCGCAACCCUUCCCCGAGGGGGCCGUCUGCCUACGCAUCAAGUUGAAUGGCGAAUUCCUUCGCAACCAUCUUAUGAGUCCGGUCUAGCAGGAAAAGCCGAGAUCCUGAGCAAAGAUGAUCUCUGGUGCGUCCGUUUUCAACCGCACCGAAGCGUCGUCGCUGUUAACUUUAGCGGAUGCUCCAAAACGAGUGGUUUUUUGUGGGCCCCCUCCUGCCUUUUUCCUGCCUUUAGGAAUAUUUUUUAACUGCCAGAAAAUUGACGUAGUGACCUCUCUCUCUCCGCUCUUCUCGCCCCCACACUUCUGCAAUAUCCACCUCAAGAUGUUUGGUGAGAGUGUGCAUAACGGUAGAAACCCCGGUUCCACACCCGAGAGAGAGAAGAAUAUGGACUUCAUUUGCCCCACCCCUAAACCACCUGUCGUGUCCCACUCCCACUCCGACGAACGAGUCAAGGAAGUCUGUAACAAACUUGGCAACGAAGCCUCUGCAGCUUGCCAAGUUCCUUCGAGGUUUAUCAGGGCAGGCAGGAGUCCAAGUUGUGACUUCAGCGAUAGGGUCCGGUAUCAGCAAACUCGAUAAGACUUUGCUUGACUCAAGGUUGGAAUGCCAAAAGCAGGUCCUUUAUAUAGGCUGUGGGGUGUGGCUCCAUGACUCAGCAUUUAUCCAGGCCUGCCCCAUCCCUCCUUCUGCUGGCGUCGCCUCUCAGAUCUCCGGAAGUAAGGGUCCUCCCACUCUGAAUUGUCUUCAGCUGGAUCUGCUGUCAGGGAAAGGGAGGGGUCAGAGGGAGUAGGGCCGAGUAAUUCCAGCACCUGGCUGGCUUCCUGCUCUGACGGCUGAGCCAAAGGAACACACGCUGUAUGAGUGAGGUUUAUCGGGCUUGUCCUUUCACUCCUGGAAUCCUCUCCGGGCAUGGGGCCAGGGCCAGGGGCUGGAGUCAUGACAGGCCGUUCAUCUUCAUUAUCAGACUCGGAGUCUGAUAACAGGCCUGGUUGGAGACGGGAGGGGCCCGGCUGAGGAGAGGAGGGAGGACGAGUCACAACACCACCCUUCUCUGCCCUCUUCGUCCUCCAUAACAGAGGGCGAAGAAAAAAAAACACCUUGCAUUAAAUUUCCCCGAUACAGCUAGUCCUCGACUUACAACAGUUCGUUUAGUGACCGUCCAAAGUUAACGGCAGCACUGGAAAACGUGACUUGGGACCAUUUUUCACACUUACAAACUUUUUAGCAUCCCAAUGGUCACGUGAUCAAAAUUGGCAACUGACUCGUAUUUACGAUGGUCGCAGCGUCCCGGGUGUGUGUGUGUGUGUGUGUGACGUGAUCCCCCUUUUGCGACCUUCAACGGGGAAGCCGCAGGGUUCGCUUAACGACCGUGUGACUAACUUCACAGCUGCCACGAUUCCCUUUUACAAACAGCAGCAAGGAAGGUCGUAAAAGGGGGGUUAACACUCACUGAGCCGCUGUCUCGCUUAGCAACAUGAAAUGUUGGGCUCAUUUGCGGUCGUAAGUCGAGGACCACCUGUAACUCUACAAUGCCAGGGACGAGAAAGUGGAGCUUGCGUGGCGACAUAUUUUUUUUGUCAUUGGGGCAUUACACCAGUGCCUGUGGCCAUAAGCCAGACUAAAAUGUCCCCUAAUACUGACCAGGUUUCGAUUUCCCAUAAUCCCCCGGCUCAGGUAACACCCUUACUUGAAAGCAUUUGCCAAUUUCCCUGCUAAGAUUUUGGAAACCUUGGUGGGUUUUCACCUGCCGUUCCAGGUUUUCGCCCGCUGAAGGGUUACCUUUUUCAAAAACAAAACAAAAAAAACACAUGAGAAAACGAAAAAAAACGAAAAUACUAGCCAUCAUUACGGAACGUCAAAGCUGGUUAAAGUAUAGUAAGAGGCCCUUCGCAGUCUCAUACUUAACUUGCAUUCUUUGUUUGGCCAUUCAAGGCGAGUGGUGUGGUAUUGAGGGUAGGAAGUAAGGGUAAAACACUUUCCCCCCCAAAAAAGAGAGAGAAAUCGCCCUAAAAACUUAUUUUAUUAAAACAAAUGUUUACAAGAGUUAGUUUAGGGAUUGUUCAAAGUUACGACUGAAAAAAGUGACAUGACUGUUUUUUUACACGUAGGACUGUUGUAGCAUUGACCCUCGGCAACUAGCUCCUAUUUAUGACAACUGCAAUGUCCCCUUUUGCGACCUUCGAUGGGGCAAAACCCCACUUAACAAUCGUCUCACGUAGUAACAAGAGAUUUGGGG